This is a messenger RNA of Protopterus annectens (West African lungfish), 1169 nucleotides long. RefSeq lists its product as uncharacterized. The transcript has 4 exons. The coding region runs from base 309 to 1169 and encodes 286 amino acids. NCBI's taxonomy places the organism in Eukaryota, Metazoa, Chordata, Ceratodontiformes, Protopteridae. The record is from RefSeq and is a predicted model, not a curated record.
AACUUUCUAAGUAAAAUAUUUAAAACGAGUCCCUACUUUUGGACCUUUGUCCCCAUUAUGUAUGGCUUUGUCCAGAUUUCUUGGGCGAAGAGGUCGACUAGGUAUGAUUCCCCACUUUAAACAAUCUAAAAUCUUUAUGUGACUAACUAAUACAUCCAGUCCUUCCAGGAAGAACUUGCGCGAUGACGUCAUGCGCUACCGAGUUGCGAACUUUGAAGUGGCUAUCAGAAAAUGCCAGUUUAUUGAUGUUCUUGGGUGAUGGUUGGUUUAAAGACUGUUGAAGGAGACAGACAUUCCUUGGGUAAGCUAUGGCAGCAAUUACAGUAGGCAGUAAGCUAUCCCUAUGGGUACAGAACAAAAUGCGGAGGAUCUACAGCCUGAUUGCUACUGGCACUGUAGAAAAGUGUUUGCUGCAGAAUCGACUAAGCGGUGCGCUGUGGGCUUUGAGGAGUUCCAACUUUUUGUCAUCCAAUAAUGUUUAUGUCACUCGUUGUCACUUUUGUUGCACGAGACUGAGGCUUGGUUGGUUCGCUAUCCCUGAAACAGUGUGGUCUUCAAUCCCAGAACGUAAGCAAUUUGAUAGUAAAUGGGACGGAUCAAACCGAUUGAUAACGGCCGAUUGGAAACCAAAUAGACCGAGGAGAUGUAAAUACCUUUCAGGAUGUGCCAUUUCGAACCUAUGGCUUUGUGGAUUUUCAAGAGAUUUUUGCACAUCAACAGCUGCGCUACCAUUCAGCAUCAAAAAAGCAUGUUUGUCUUCAUAUGAAAGUAAGAAGUUUUACUUUGAUACACAUGCAGUUGUACGACUACUUGAGGAUAAUGUGUUUGAUGUAAAAGCAGCAAGAACAUUACAAUGUGCAUUGAAGAAGGAAAAGCGACUGCAGCAUGAAGACUGUGCACAGCAUCAAUAUUGCAGCAGUGGCCUUGAACAUGCCACUUCAGCAGAAAACUUGCCUUCAUUGUACAACUACUCAUCUAGAUGCACAUUUAAUUACAUUUUGUGUGGUCAGAGUGUGCUACACUCGACUGCUGACUAUGAGUCUGCAACCUUAAUUUCAUCUUCAAGUUUGAGUUUAUCACAGUACUUAUUUCUUGAGCACGCAAGGAAUGUUUCAACUAUGAAACGUGAAGUCACAAUAUUAAAUGCAGCAGGGCCGCAACAAUUUUAA